AUGGCAACACGCGCAAUGCACGCGUCAAAGGCCGCUGCUCCCACCCUGUCACUCAUGUCGCGCCGAACAAUGACUCUUCACAACCCCAUCACCCGUUCUCUUGCCAGACCUAUGACCACAAAGUCCUUCCAACAUACAGCAAUAGUGACAGGAGCAACAGUCUCACAAAAGAGACACCUGUCCUCCUCGGCCUGGGAAGGAAGCAGUGGGUUCAAGGACCUGACCCGUGCAACAGCACUCGUCUAUUCCGAAUACGGUCGUCCCACCGAAGUCCUCAAGGUGCUGAAGCAUACGUUGACACCUCCAGGAGACGACGCCGUCCAGGUCCAAUUCCUGGCAUCCCCCAUCAACCCGGCAGACAUCAACCAAAUCGAAGGAGUCUACCCCCUCAAACCUCCCAUGACCACCCACCUCUACUCCUCCCCUUCCGCCACCACCUCUGCCCCCACCCUCACGCCAGUAGCAGUCGCCGGUAAUGAGGGCGUCGCCAAAGUAACAAAAGUCGGAUCCAAGGCCUCAUCUCAUUUCAAAGUCGGCGAUUGGGUGGUCAUGGGAUCUGCAGGGUUGGGGACUUGGCGGUCGCAUGGGAAUUUUCUGGCCAAGGAUUUGACAAAGGUUAGGUCGGUCGAGAAGAUGACAGAGGGUGGAGAUUCGAGUAGUUUGGACAUUGUGCAGUUGGCGACUCUGACGGUUAAUCCGUGUACUGCAUAUCGAAUGCUCAGGGAUUUUAGGACGCUUUCUCCAGGCGACUAUGUGAUCCAGAACGGCGCUAACUCGGGUGUAGGUGAGGCAGUCAUCCAGCUCGCAAGACCUCUGGGCGUCAAGACCAUUAACAUCAUCCGCAACCGACCGGGCCACGAAAAAGUCGCCGAACGAUUGACAAAACUCGGAGCAACUCAUAUCCUGACGGACGACCAGUUGGGUAAACUUGAGACCAAGGAACUUGUCAAGUCAUGGACGAAGGGCCAUGAAGUCAACAAGAGCGGCCACCUGGUAACAUACGGCGCCAUGUCGCGCCAACCCCUAAUCCUCCCUGCAUCCCUCCAAAUCUUCAAAAACGUCCAUGCCUCAGGGUUUUGGCUCACCGCCUGGAACGACUCCCACUCUCCCACAGAGCGACAGGAAAUGAUUGAUCGUGUGGUGGAGGUGAUGAAGACGGGACAGUUUGAGGAGGUCGAGUGUACGAGGAACCAGUGGAAUAUUACUGCGACCGAUAUGGGGGUCUUGGAGGAGAGGCUGCGGGAUGCUGUUGGACGGGCUGCGAGCGGUGGACAUGGGAAGCAAGUUUUCCUUAUGGAAUAG
Molecule: messenger RNA, 1302 nt
Organism: Linnemannia hyalina
Lineage: Eukaryota; Fungi; Mortierellomycota; Mortierellomycetes; Mortierellales; Mortierellaceae
Source: the annotation of a GenBank genome assembly